UUAACAAAACUUUUACUCGAGAUGGGCGGAGAUUGUAAACUUGAGGUUGAUGAAAAUGUUAAUUACCUAAUUGCUGAAAGUUGUGAUAAUAAAUCGGAAAAUUAUAUCGCGGCACGGCGACUCAAAAUUCCUGUUCUUAUUCCGCGUUGGAUUCUAGAUUCGCACUCGAGGAAAGAUUCAAUGAUGGAUGUUUUCAGUGAAGAAUAUCUUGAAAACUACCGGAUUCCGAUAUUCUCUGGCUGCGAAAUUACAAUUUCUGGCUACACUGGCAGUGACCGACAAGAGAUAGGUCGUUUGAUUGAAAUGAAUGGAGGGAUAUUCUCUGGCCAAAUGAACAGAUCAAGUUGUACCCAUCUAAUAACUGCCAAUAAUUCUGGAGAAAAGUUUCGUCGCGCAAAAAAGUGGAAGAAUAUUUAUAUUGUUAACUUAGAAUGGCUUAAAAAAUCUGUUGAACAAAAAGUUCGUCUUGAUGAGAUUGAAUUUUCUUUUGAACCGAUUUGUAAGGUCGAAAAUGCACUAACUGUUGAUAUGUUACAACCUUCAAAAAAUGCUGCAGGCAGUGAUUUAGAACCGAUAUGUCAGGUUGAAAAUCCACCACCAGUCGAGUCUCUGCAUAAUGAAGAAAUAGUUGAAUCUACUAAAAAUAAACCUAUUGAAUCUACAGGCAAUGAUUUAGAACCGAUAUGUCAGGUUGAAAAUGCACCAACUGUUGAUGUGUUACAACUUACAAAAGAUGGACCUAUUAAAUCUACGGGCAAUGCUGUAGAACCGGUGUGUCAGGUUGAAAAUGCACCACCAGUCGAGUCGCUGCACAAUGAAGAAAUAGUUGAAUCGACUAAAAAUAAACCUGCCGAUUCUACAGUCAAUGAUUUUGAGCAGAUACAUAAAGCCGUAGAUACAUCUACCGUUGAGAAAUUUCACAAUCUUAAAGUAAUUGAACCUACUACACAAAAUGAACAUAUUGAAGAGAUUAAUAAUGAUGAGAUGGUAGAGAUGAUCCAUAAUGAGGAAUUGAGAGCGGAACCUAAAAUGAACGAAUCAGUUAAAUCUAAAGCAUUCGGUGGAGUUACGAUAUCGUUCGCAGGAUUGAGACGGGAAAGCCAGUUAACAAAGCUUUUACUCGAGAUGGGCGGAGAUUGUAGAUUAGAGGUUGAUGAGAAUGUUAAUUACUUAAUUGCUGAACGUUGUGAUAAUAAAUCAGAAAAUUAUAUUGCGGCACGGCGACUCAAAAUCCCUGUUCUUAUUCCGCGGUGGAUUCAAGAUGCUCACUCAAGCAUAGAAUCAAUGGGGGAUUUUUUGAGUGAGGAAUCUAUUGACAACUACAGAACUCCGAUAUUUUCUGGCUGUGUAACUAUUAAUUAG
Molecule: messenger RNA, 1362 nt
Organism: Meloidogyne enterolobii
Lineage: Eukaryota; Metazoa; Nematoda; Chromadorea; Rhabditida; Meloidogynidae
Source: the annotation of a GenBank genome assembly